AUGACAUGCGUCGGACAGAUUGUCUCAGCUACUUCCGAAACUCCAGUUCCUGUAUUUUCUAUGGCGACUGGGAUUUAUACUACUUCAAACCCAGUUUCUGGCUUGCCAAUACAGACUUUUCCAACUGGCUACUUAGUUGGCAACGCACCAAAUAGCAUCCAAAUCCAACAUCCUGGCCAAUUUGAGGUUAUAGACUAUAACUUUCCUAAUUUGUCUAUUUUUAUUAUCUUCGUCCAAGACAUGAAUUAUUUGGGUCCAUCACCGGCCUCCACAGUCGCCGAACAAUUAAUUGCUUCUUCGGAAGCAGUUGCUCUUUCAAAUGAUCUUUCCCACAUCAACCUUCUGCCAAUCGUAGGCUCCACUUCGAUUUCUUCUCAACUUGGACCCUCUCGCACCCAAACCUCAGUAACAUUGUCUGCCGACUCUCUGGUUGAUCAUUCGUCUACUCUUGAAUCAUUCUCGUCUGCUGGUGCGCCUUCCGUUGCUAAUAUAACUCCUGUCAUGCUUUAUGCCGGUCAAUUAGAGCAGAUUUCUGGCUCUACUAUUAAUUCAACCGAACUAGUUUCUUCAGUCAAUGGGACAACUAUGAUGGAGGGUCCGGGUCGCCGCAAUCGGAUUGGAGCAGGUCAUAUACCGCAGACGAGUCACGAUUCAUCUGGUGGUCCGCAGUAUCCGAUAACGCCUUGUUCCAGUGAGCCAGGUCGACGCAUAGAAACGCAUGAACCUGACGAUGCGGGAGAGUCAAGAAAACAAUCGGUUCCACCAACUAGUAUUCGAAGCAACAAGAAAAAGGGUAGUGGGGCUAUUCUAUUAGAUAAAGGUGAGCUAUUAGACACUAAGCUGUUUUCGCGUUUUGACUACAACUCAGGAAUUGUAUCAUCCCAGUGA
Messenger RNA from Protopolystoma xenopodis, 888 nucleotides. NCBI's taxonomy places the organism in Eukaryota, Metazoa, Platyhelminthes, Monogenea, Polystomatidea, Polystomatidae. The record is from the annotation of a GenBank genome assembly.